Messenger RNA from Arachis ipaensis, 993 nucleotides. Lineage: Eukaryota; Viridiplantae; Streptophyta; Magnoliopsida; Fabales; Fabaceae. The record is from RefSeq and is a predicted model, not a curated record.
AUGUUGAUAACUUUGGCUUUAACCGGGAAUGACAUUGGUGAAAUCAAUUCCAUCAAGCAAGAUUUGGAUGACAAAUUCAAAAUAAAGGAUCUUGGUGAUCUCAAAUACUUCUUGGGAAUGGAAGUAGCACGCUCUAACUCUGGAAUUCACAUUUAUCAGCGGAAGUACACCAUGGACCUUCUCAGAGAUUUUAGUUAUCUAGAUUGCAAGCCUCUCUCUACUCCAUUUGAUUAUAGUCAGAAACUCUCAAAGGAAUCAGGUACCAUUUUAACAGACAACACUGUUUACAGACAACUCAUCGGCCGACUCCUUUACCUCACAAACACUAGACCCGAUAUCUCUUAUGCUGUGGGACGUUUGAGCCAAUUUUUGGACUGUGCAACCACUUCUCACCUACAGGCUGCUUUUCGUGUACUCCGAUAUUUAAAAGGCCGGCCUGCAACUGGUCUCUUCUUCUCCUCUACUUCUAAUCUGCAUCUCACUGGAUUUGCCGAUGCUGACUGGGCUACCUGUGCCGAUACUCGUCGCUCCGUUUCCGGUUAUUGCUUCAUGAUUGGGAACUCGCUCAUUAGCUGGAAGAGUAAAAAGCAAACCACAGUUGUCAAGUCCUAUGCAGAAGCUGAAUAUAGGUCUCUUGCUGUUGCCACUUGUGAAGCUAGUUGGUUAUCUUUCUUAAUGGAUUUCAUUGGCUUGCCGCUUCAAAAGUCUAUCACUCUAUUCUGUGACAACCAGUCAGCCAUUCACAUUGCCAAUAAUCCCAUCUUUCAUGAAAGAACUAAACACAUUGAAGUGGAUUGCCACAUUGUUCGUGAAAAGCAUUUGUCUGGUCUCAUUCAUCUUAUGCCAGUUCGUUCCAAGGAUCAACUUGUUGAUUUUUUUACCAAAGCUCUGCCACCGGGUCCUUUUCUUGCUAAUUUUCGAUCCCAGGACCUUGUGAUUAAGAGCAAUGCUAAUAACCCUCAAGUUACUUGGAAAACUAGCUCUCUCACGUAA